AUCAUGGGUUUGUAGGAAGCAGAUAGGGAAGUUUACUGGAGGAGAGAGGACGUGAUCGGCGCAUAGCAAUUUUUUAAAAUUUUCUUAUAAUAGGUUGUAUACCGAGGUUGUGUUUCCUUUUUCCGCCGAAUGAAUUGUUGAGCUGAUACAGUGUACGAGUGGUAAAAGCCAUUUUCGUCAGAGUAGUGGAAAGUGUUGACCUUGUGGUCAACUCCUUUGAUAUCCGUUUGGCUGUGCAAAGGAAAAGGAAAACACAAGCUGUGAGACAUCUAGGUGAUUAAUUGUCUGAUUUUAUACGUACGCGUUUCGCAGAAUCCUCCCCAUUUCUUGUUCGAAUUUUGGCAAAGACAGCAAUGGCAACAGGGUCUUUAGAACUUUCCCAUAUUAAGAGAGAAAAUGUUACAGCCAAGAAUCCAGAUUUUCAAAGACUGCAUUCAGAAGAAAGUGCUGCUAUUAGAAGACCUCUUGGUAUUAAGAAAUCUAUUUCAUGGGGAAACCGAUCUGAUUACACCCGGUCAUUGUCUCCGCAAGCCUUAACUGUAGCUGUGUUUCUAGUGGAGAAGUCAGGCCGUCUGUUGAACCUGGAGGAGGGAAGAAACACUGAGGCAGGGACAAUUAAUACCAUCAUGUCAGAAAAUCUUUCUCUUCCCCCUAUUGCCUCUCAGGUGUUUUGUGUGUGGCUUAUAUCUCCUCUUUUACAGCUUCAGUUAAAAUCUCAUCACAGGCCAUUCCGGCUACGUCAGGUAUGGCCAGAAUUACUCAGGAAGUUUACAAACACACCUGAUGAAGUUUGCGAGAAAGAUGAACCAAUCCUGUGUUAUCAGAGGAGUUCUUUUUUUCCUCUAGCAGAGGAACGGAGAAUUAAAGAUGAUAGAGUUGUUAGAAGGUUAUUUGAAGAGGCCAAACACAAUGUUCUUUGUGGCAAUUAUCCUAUCAGCUCCAAAGAUGCUCUCACAUUGGGAGGAAUUCUUGCUUAUAUAGACAAUGGCAAAUAUGAUAAAGAAGAACAUGCUCCUGGCUGUUUCAAGAACAAGCUGACAGAUUAUUUACCAGCAUGGGUCUGUAAAUCCAAUUGGCCAUUCCUUGGUCGAUCACCAAAUUCUGCUAUUGAACACAAACUCCUGCAGGAAUAUGAAAAUGUCUCUCAGCAAGUUAGUGAUGUCAAAGCUUGCCAUAAAAUGUUCUUGGAGUACUGCUGGAAUUUUUCGUUUUAUGGGAGUGUUUUUUUCCGGGGCCAAAUCGAGCGACCCACAUCCUCCCUGCUGUCAAACAUUCUAGGGAAUUCUGACCUACCUGUUAGAGUUGCCAUCAACAGGGAAGGUGUCCAUGUGAUUGAUGACAAUAAAAAUGAUAUACUUCUGAGCUUAGCAUUUGAGGAAUUAUCUUGGGACUACACACCUGCCCCUGCACAUGAGCCUGGGUGUUUGGAUACCUUUUGGUUGGAGUUUGAUGCCCCUGAUAGAAGCAGUGAUCCAGAAGCAGUGCAAAGGUUACAGAUUUUCUCCAAACAGGCUGAAAUGAUGGAUGCCAUGGUAGAGUCAUGUGUUCUUUGUGAUGAAUCUGGACCACAUGGAACACUGGGUAAAGUGAGAUGUAGAGUGGACCGUCUCAGUCUCUCAACUCUUGAAGGAACCUUGGACAGAAAGAAGGGGUCCAACAGGUCUUUCACUAUGUCCAAUCCUUUCAGGAAAAGGCAUUCAACAGGUCAUUAAGCAGACUGAGUGUAAAUCUUAUUCAUGAUUAUCAUCCCUUCAGUUGAUAAAAUAAAUGUUGUGGAGGCUUUCUUCAAGACCAAAGGAUGUAAGGAGAUAAAAGUUUUGUGAAGAAGUCUACAAUUAUAUUAAGUUUGAGUAAAAUGUGUAAAUAGUUUCUACUGUACGAAUGCUAUAAAACCUAGACCCAAUGUUUUACUGUCUCGCAAUGGUGACCAUAAGAUUUAGUUACUGGAUGUAUAAAGUAUGAGCUAGAUAACCCUCAAUAUGAACACAGAUCAUCCUCACUCUCGUUUUGAGAAGUUGAUCUUGCAUCUAAAUAUCGUCAGCUCAAGGUGCAAUAAUUUUUUUUUGCCUUACUCAUCAGUUGCCGCUAACAUUUGCGACUCGUAUGGGAAGACAGCGGUUUCUGUUAUUCAAGGCCGAAUUAUAGCGACUCUCACCUUCGAUCAAUUUUGCCAUGUUCACUCGGCAGAUUUCUCAUAAUGUAUGUCCAUGAUAAUUUUUGUGAGACUGACAUUGAUCUGAAACUCCUGGCAAUUGGAAGUUAAAUUAAUAAAGAGAGUAAGUUUCCAAAGAAACUGUGGUGCUGCGUCGGAGGGAGAGUAUAACAGAAUAAUGUAGUAUCAUGAACCGAGUUGGAAACGUAAAUUAGUUUAAAAGCUGACGUUCCUAGCGAUAGCCCUUCGUCAGAGCGAUUAACAAAGGGCUAACGCUCGAAAAGUCAGGUUUUAAACUCUUUAUGGUGGCCAAUUUACAGUUGGAAGUCAACGUGUUUUAGCUCUUAGAUUACAGUUGUCCUGUCCAUCUUUACUAAAAAUUUGUAGGAGGAAGCGCUUUAAUCCAGGUAGUUAAGGUCGCUUGUACGUUAGGUCCGCUUGAAAUACUCAAGAACCUAGUAGCGUUUUCAGUCAGUCUUGUAACUUUGUUGUACUAUACAGAUUACUAGUGAAUGAGAUGUGCAUGUAGUGUCCUUAAAGCCUAUUUAAGAGAUCUUUUUUAAAUCAAACGUUGAUAAAGGUUUAAAAUUGGUUGUAGCGUAGUGAAGGUAGUUUAAGAAACGUUUUAAACUAAGGUAAAGACCAAAACAAAGUGGUGAAAAGUAAAGUCAAAAAAUACAGUAAUGUGGAAAACUUG
Messenger RNA from Pocillopora damicornis (cauliflower coral), 2849 nucleotides. RefSeq names its product putative FERM domain-containing protein FRMD8P1. Gene Ontology annotation, cellular component: cytoskeleton; plasma membrane. Gene Ontology annotation, biological process: negative regulation of canonical Wnt signaling pathway. NCBI's taxonomy places the organism in Eukaryota, Metazoa, Cnidaria, Anthozoa, Scleractinia, Pocilloporidae. The record is from RefSeq and is a predicted model, not a curated record.